UUUCAGCAUUUAAGCAGAUGUUUUAAUCUAGUUAAGGAGUCAUCAUGAGGUCCUGUGGAGUCAUGGAUAUCUUACAGUCAUGGAACCUGGUAGAAUCUGAAAUGGAGGAUGACACACUGGAGGAGGAUAGCUGCAGCAUUUACCCGGCGGUGCUGCCCACUGGAACUGAAAUCCGAGCCCGGGUACAUCGCUUUGUGGAGGAACAGAUGCAGGCCACUAUGUGGACUGGUGCUCUACUUGGGGCUGCAGUGGUCAUCUCCGCCAUUGGCAUAAUCGUGUGUUUACUGUACAGAAGACGGAAGGCUCAGCAAGAGCAAGCAGGAGUGCCUCAUUAUCGCUUCAGGAAAAGAGACAAAGUGCUUUUCUAUGGCCGUAAGAUUAUGAGACAAGUGCAGACUCUGUCCUCUCCUCCCUCCAAUGAUCCAGUGUCCCGACAGCGCACUCGCAAGAGAACCAAAGUCCUUUCGAUAGCACGCAAGUUUCUGCGUAUCCGCAGUGCGCCCCCAACCCUUCAGCCCAAAGAGCCUCCUCCCUCGGUUCUGGAGGCUGACCUAACUGAGUUUGACGUCCAGAACUCUCACCUGCCCUCCGAGGUCCUGUACAUGCUCAAGAACGUCAGGCUUCUGGGUCACUUUGAAAAGCCUCUGUUCCUGGAGCUGUGCCGCCACAUGGUGUUCGUGGAGCUGCAGCAGGGGGAGGGCCUCUUCCGGCCCGGCGACAUGGACGACAGCAUCUACGUGGUGCAGACUGGACGCCUGGAGCUGCACAUCCACGAGACCGAUGGCACAGAUCCGGUGGUGAAGGUGGUCCUGCCAGGAGACAGCGUCCACAGCCUGCUCAGCAUCCUGGACGUCAUCACCGGCCACGCUGCCCCUUACAAAACAGUGUCUGCCCGAGCUGCUGCUCCCUCCACCAUCCUGCGAUUGCCUGCGUCCGCCUUCAUCUCCGUCUUUGAGAAAUACCCAGAGACUCUGGUCCGAGUCAUUCAGAUCAUCAUGGUGCGCCUGCAAAGGGUGACGUUCUUGGCUCUGCACAACUACCUGGGCCUGACCCAGGAGCUGUUCAACCCAGAGAGCCAGGCCAUCCCGCUGGAGUCGGUGGCCAGUGUGCUGGGGGAGGCCCUUCCGGGCAGGGGCCUGCGUAGGCAGUCACAGACCCCCAGCGCAGACGAGAUAGCCAUGAGAGAGAGGGUGGCCACCAAGCCUGCGGAUCCACCCAACGACACAGAGAAUGUCAAACAUUCACCAUCGGACAGCCCAUCUUCCAUGUUCAAGAAGUCUCGCUCCCGCUCCCUCUCCUCCCCUGCAGACACCUGCAACCUAGAGGCAGCUGUUGACAGCAACAAAGUGUUUGAACGUCCCAUACUGGUAAAGGAGGAUUCUUCUGCAAGUUCUGUCGCUAACAAGAACGUCCGGAAGAAGAGUGUGACCAUGCAGACCUCGCCCUCGGCUGUGUUCCAUUACUCCACAAGCAGCCCCUCAGGCCACGUCCACCACAGCAAAAUCAACAUUAUCUUCCAAGCGGCCAAGAAAGACCUGCUCAAGGUCAUCCAGCUCCAGGACACCAGCUUGCUGGAGGGAAGGGUGUCUCUGAGACAAGUCAAAGCAGGCACUCUGCUCGCCAGUCAGGGUGACCAGGAUGUGAGCGUGCUAUUCAUCAUUUCGGGAACGCUGCACGUGUACCAGCGCACGAUCGACCGCAACGAGGACAGCUGCCUGUUCGUGGCGCACCCUGGGGAGAUGGUGGGUCACCUGGCCGUGCUGACCGGCGAGCCGCUGAUCUUCUCCGUGCGGGCCCUCCGUGACUGCAGCUUCCUCAGCAUCUCCAAGGCCCACUUCUACGAGAUCAUGCGGGAGGAGCCGCGGAUGGUGCUGAACGUGGCUAACACAGUGGUGCGCAGGGUCUCCCCCUUUGUGCGCCAGAUUGACUUUGCCCUGGACUGGAUGGCCGUGGAGGCCGGCAGGGCUGUCUACAGACAGGACGAUGAGUCCGACAGCACGUUUAUUGUUCUGAGUGGACGCCUGCGCUCCGUCAUCAUGAAGGACGAUGGGAAAAAGGAGCUGGCAGGAGAGUACGGCCGUGGUGACCUCAUCGGCGUGGUGGAGGCGCUCACGCACCAGAGGCGGGCCACCACGGUGCACGCCGUCCGCGACUCAGAGCUGGCCAAGCUGCCUGAGGGGGCACUCAACUCCAUCAAGAGGUCCUACCCACAGGUGGUGACUCGGCUCAUCCACCUCCUGGGCCAGAAGAUCCUGGGGAACAUGCAGCAGCCCAACGGGCCCCUGGCAGCUCACGGGCUGGGCCUCCAGACUCGGGCCAGUAAGUGGGAUACGAACCCAGCCUCCAACCUGUCCACCGUCACCAUUCUGCCUGUGUCCGACGAUGUGCCCCUGACCACCUUCGCCCUGGAGCUCCAGUAUGCCCUGAUGGCCAUAGGGCCCACGUUACUCCUCAACAGUGACACCAUCAGGCAUCAGCUGGGUGCCGCAGCACUGGACAGUGUGCACGAGUACCGUCUGUGCAGCUGGCUGGGUCAGCAGGAGGACAUCCACCGCAUCGUGCUCUACCAAUCGGACGACACUCUGACGCCCUGGACCCAGCGCUGCCUGCGGCAGGCCGACAGCAUCAUCAUCGUGGGCCUGGGAGACGGCGAGCCCACUGUCGGAGAGCUGGAGCGUAUGCUGGAGGGCAGUGCGGUGCGGGCCCAGAAGCAGCUGGUGCUGCUGCACCGUGAGGACGGCCCUCCGCCCAGCGGCACGGUGGAGUGGCUCAACAUGCGGAGCUGGAUCUCCAGGCACCAGCACCUGGUCUGCCCACGCCGCGUCUUCUCCAAGAGGAGCCUGCCCAAACUGCGGGAGGUGUACAACAGAGUGUUCCAGAAGCCGGCCGACCGCCACUCUGACUUCUCCCGGCUGGCGAGGGUUCUGACGGGCAAUGCCAUCGCCCUGGUGCUGGGCGGCGGCGGUGCCAGGGGCUGCUCCCAGGUCGGGGUCAUCAAGGCCAUGAUCGAGGCUGGGAUCCCCAUAGACCUGGUGGGGGGCACCUCCAUCGGCUCCCUCAUGGGGGCGCUGUACGCCGAGGACAAGAGCACCAGUCGCAUGAAGGCCCGGGCCCGUGAGUGGUCUAUGGAGAUGACCUCCAUGUUCAAGAAAAUUCUCGACCUGACCUACCCAGUGACCUCCAUGUUCUCGGGGGCCUCCUUCAACAAUGGCAUCAGUGCAAUCUUCAAAGGCAAACAGAUUGAGGAUAUGUGGCUGCCAUACUUCAAUAUCACCACAGACAUCACCGCCUCUUGUAUGCGGGUGCAUACUGAUGGCUCUCUCUGGAGGUACAUUCGUGCCAGCAUGUCCCUCUCUGGCUACCUGCCACCCCUCUGCGACCCCAAAGACGGCCACUUACUCAUGGACGGAGGUUACAUCAACAAUCUGCCAGGUGGUGAUUGCCAUCGAUGUCGGGAGCCGCGACGAGAGGGACCUGACCAAUUAUGGUGACGCCCUGUCUGGCUGGUGGCUGCUGUGGAACCGAUUCAACCCCUUCUCACAGGGCAUCCGGGUGUUGAACAUGGCGGAGAUCCAGACGCGUCUGGCCUACGUGUGCUGCGUGCGUCAGCUGGAGUCGGUGAAGAGCAGCGAGUACUGCGAGUACAUCCGGCCGCCCAUCGACC
Messenger RNA from Alosa alosa (allis shad), 3664 nucleotides. RefSeq names its product patatin-like phospholipase domain-containing protein 7. NCBI's taxonomy places the organism in Eukaryota, Metazoa, Chordata, Actinopteri, Clupeiformes, Clupeidae. Gene Ontology annotation, cellular component: endoplasmic reticulum. Gene Ontology annotation, biological process: lipid metabolic process. Bases 45 to 3491 code for a protein of 1148 amino acids. The record is from RefSeq and is a predicted model, not a curated record. Gene Ontology annotation, molecular function: phosphatidylcholine lysophospholipase A1 activity. The transcript is spliced from 32 exons.